CCACGUGCCGUCUUCCCAUCAAUUGUCGGUCGCCCAAGACAUCAAGGUGUCAUGGUCGGUAUGGGACAAAAAGACUCAUACGUCGGUGAUGAAGCUCAAAGCAAGAGAGGUAUCUUGACUUUGAAAUACCCAAUUGAGCACGGUAUCAUCACCAACUGGGAUGAUAUGGAAAAGAUCUGGCAUCACACCUUCUACAAUGAAUUGCGUGUCGCCCCAGAAGAACAUCCAGUUCUCUUGACCGAAGCCCCAUUGAAUCCAAAAGCCAAUCGUGAAAAGAUGACCCAAAUCAUGUUUGAAACCUUCAACGCUCCAGCCAUGUACGUUGCCAUCCAAGCUGUCCUCUCAUUGUACGCUUCGGGUCGUACCACCGGUAUCGUUUUGGACUCUGGUGAUGGUGUCUCACACACCGUCCCAAUCUACGAAGGUUAUGCCUUGCCACAUGCCAUCCUCCGUUUGGAUUUGGCCGGUCGUGACUUGACUGAUUACCUCAUGAAAAUCCUCACCGAACGUGGUUACUCAUUCACAACCACCGCCGAACGUGAAAUUGUUCGUGACAUCAAGGAAAAAUUGUCAUAUGUUGCACUCGACUUCGAACAAGAAAUGGCCACCGCUGCCGCUUCAACCUCACUCGAAAAAUCAUACGAAUUGCCUGAUGGACAAGUCAUCACCAUCGGUAAUGAACGUUUCCGUUGCCCAGAAUCAUUGUUCCAACCAUCAUUCUUGGGUAUGGAAUCAUGCGGUAUUCACGAAACUGUCUACAACUCAAUCAUGAAGUGCGAUGUUGAUAUCCGUAAGGACUUGUACGCUAACAUCGUCAUGUCAGGUGGUACCACCAUGUACCCAGGUAUUGCCGAUCGUAUGCAAAAGGAAAUCACCUCAUUGGCACCAUCAACCAUCAAAAUCAAGAUCAUCGCUCCACCAGAACGUAAAUACUCCGUAUGGAUCGGUGGUUCAAUCUUGGCUUCAUUGUCCACUUUCCAACAAAUGUGGAUCUCAAAGGAAGAAUACGACGAAAGCGGUCCAGGAAUCGUUCACCGCAAAUGUUUCUAAG
Molecule: messenger RNA, 1051 nt
Organism: Contarinia nasturtii (swede midge)
Lineage: Eukaryota; Metazoa; Arthropoda; Insecta; Diptera; Cecidomyiidae
Product: actin-like
Exons: 1
Coding region: 52-1050 (332 amino acids)
Biological process (GO): mitotic cytokinesis
Source: RefSeq, a predicted model, not a curated record